AUGGAAACCACAGCGAGAGCAAAUAAAAAGGAUAUUCGAUAUGGGCCACCAAAAGAAGUGAAAUUGCCUAUCAGUGAAACACUUCUAGACUAUCACUGUCAAAUAAAGGAAAGUGUAGUAGAACGAUUCAUGGUUCAAAUAAAGAGACUCAGGGAAAAGAACCAAAAGUAUCAUGAAAGAAAUAGACGUUUAAAGGAUGAACAGAUUUGGCACAUACGGGACCUACUGAAGGAAUUGAGUGAGGAAGACAAGUUAAAAGGAGAAACGGUUGUAACAAGAAAGGAUGUUGAAACAGCAAUGAAGGAAAAGUGGAAGUUUGAAAGAGACCAGGAACAAAACUUGAAAGAUAUGCGAUUGCAAAUAAAUGACGCUGAGAAGCUAUUUCUUGAGAAGCUCAGUGAGAAGGAAUAUUGGGAAGAAUACAAGAAUGUAGGGAGUGAAAAACAUGCUAAACUCAUUAUCUCCUUACAAAAUGACAUCAAUAAAGUUAAAGAGAAUGCAGAAAAAAUGUCAGAACAGUAUAAAAUCACUCUGGAAGAUGCUAGAAAGAGAAUAAACAGAGAAACUUUGUUGCAACUGGACCAAAAGAAGGAAUGGGCCACACAGAAUGCUCUAACAUUCAUUGACAAGGGAAGCUAUCAAGAGAUCUGGGAGAAUGACUGGCUAAAAAGACAGGUUACAAAUCAAAGGAAGGAAGUUGAAAUAUUGGAAAAAGCCGUUCAUGAACUGGAAGAAGAAAAUUUGGUGCUCAUUGAUCAACUAUUCAACUGUAGACUUGUGGAUCUCAACAUACCCAGGCGACUAUAUCUUACCCAAGCUGCUGGACAGGAAAUGCCACCUGAAGAAAGGCCUGAGGAAUUGCCAGAAACACAUAUAGUAGAGUCAACUUCUACACAUCCUAUAGAAGUAAAAACUAGAGACACGAGAAGCUCAGCUGUUGAGAUCAGUGCUCUACAUCCUUGUCAUGAGGACAGCAUCAGACCUGGCCAGCAUCUGAAGACAGAUACAAAAGACAGCUCAAGUACAGAGUUCAGGGCUUCUGAUAUGAAGUACUUACUAUAUGAAGAUGAGCGGGAUUUCAAGGAUUAUGUAAAGCUGGGCCCCCUGGAGGUGAAACUCAUGCGUGUGGAGAGCAAGAAAAUGCCCAUUCAUUUUCAAGAGAUGGAAACUCCAGUAAAAUUCUACGAUGAUGCCAGGAACCCAGAAAGCCACAUCACAUAUAAAAUGAUGAAGUCUUUUCUCUAG
Molecule: messenger RNA, 1245 nt
Organism: Hipposideros armiger (great roundleaf bat)
Lineage: Eukaryota; Metazoa; Chordata; Mammalia; Chiroptera; Hipposideridae
Gene: CCDC83
Product: coiled-coil domain containing 83
Exons: 10
Coding region: 1-1245 (414 amino acids)
Source: RefSeq, a predicted model, not a curated record